AUGUCGUUGGCUCGAUCGGCUCUCUGUCUUCUCGCUAUCAGUUGUGUCGCUGUGUGCAUCGUCUCUGCAGCAGGAGCAGCCUCGGAGAAGCAACAGUACGUCAUGGAUGCGCCAAUCACGGCCUACAAAAGAUUCUACUCAUGGGAGGACGCAAAGCGUGCCGCUUCGUCGGAGGAAGGAAUCAGGAACAAGAGGAAGCAAUUCUACGCCUGGGCCGGCAAACGAUCCUCGGCACCGGUCCACUUCUUCGAAGAUGCCGCCAUUUCCGCUCAAGAGGAAGCCGGACCGUCCAUGGAGAAGCGGAAGCAAUUCUACGCGUGGGCUGGAAAGUGA
This is a messenger RNA of Caenorhabditis remanei, 333 nucleotides long. RefSeq lists its product as uncharacterized. Bases 1 to 333 code for a protein of 110 amino acids. The transcript has 3 exons. Lineage: Eukaryota; Metazoa; Nematoda; Chromadorea; Rhabditida; Rhabditidae. The record is from RefSeq and is a predicted model, not a curated record.